AUGAACAAUGGCCUUAGCAUGAGGGCAAAACGGUACAAUUUCGAUGGUCGAACGGGUGCGAUUUUGCGACUUGCUAUGGCUAGCAAACCUGUGGGUGAUAUUUUGUCCCCAUCGAAUUCAGGCGCUGGCUUCAGUUCAGGCUCAAAUUUAACAAGGUCAUGCUGUGAACGCAUCGGCGAGGCUGACAUAAGUUGUGGGAUGGGUAGUGUCAAGGUGCUAACCCGCACCAUUUUUGUGGCGACAGCGGUUUGGUAUUCUUUUGCUCUUGGCUGGGCCUUUAGCAGCGCCCGGGGGCAGAGGACCGUCAGGAACUGCAGUGUUCGAGAUCGAUCAUCGCUCACCAGACAUGCCGUGAAGUUCAUGUCCAAGAGGAAAGCGAGUUACGGGCCCGUGGAUGUUGAAGCUUUCUACGCUGAGACCAUCACUGGUUCGGGCGGUGCCCCUCAAGGUUUGGAGCGAGAUUUGAUUACCAGAUUCUUCGGCGAUGGUGACUUCCACGGACAUGGGGAUCAUGAGGCUGCAUUGAAGAACUUCCGCGAAUGCUUGGAGAAGGGUGAGCCCUUCGUGGGGUCCGACGAUGGCAACGGCUGGAUUUGGGCCGUGGCCGACCUCACGGUGCAAGAUGGGCUGUCGUUGGAGCUGCGGAAGUCCGUGCCCUACGGGCUGCGCGCGUUGCUGGUGGCGAAGCAGGGCGCGGUGGGCGAAAUGUUCGAGAAGCUCAACUGGGGUGUGGUGAGGAGACGGCUGAAUGAGCUGUUAGGUCAGCGAGAUGCAGAAGGAAACACGAUCCCCGGUUACCAGCCUCCAUGA
Molecule: messenger RNA, 810 nt
Organism: Durusdinium trenchii
Lineage: Eukaryota; Dinophyceae; Suessiales; Symbiodiniaceae
Source: the annotation of a GenBank genome assembly